Arabidopsis arenosa is the source of this 450-nucleotide messenger RNA. NCBI's taxonomy places the organism in Eukaryota, Viridiplantae, Streptophyta, Magnoliopsida, Brassicales, Brassicaceae. The record is from the annotation of a GenBank genome assembly.
UCAGCUUUUUGAUAUUAGGGUUUAUUUUGGCAAACUCGAUUUCACCUAGCUUUCCUCUGAGCAUCCGCCGCAUCCGUCUACAGAAUGGAUUCUCAGAUCAAACACGCCGUGGUCGUUAAGGUCAUGGGUAGGACUGGUUCUCGUGGUCAGGUCACUCAGGUUAGAGUCAAGUUCACUGAUUCUGACCGUUACAUCAUGAGGAACGUGAAAGGACCGGUCAGAGAAGGAGAUAUCCUCACUCUCCUCGAGUCCGAGAGAGAAGCUAGAAGACUCCGUUGAUUCCAUAUUCCAAUUCUCUUUAAAAACUCUUCCCAACAUUUACAUUUUGAUGGUUUCUUGUUUCUUGGCCUUGUAGUCAAGUUCUCUUCUUUUUGCUGCUCUUAUUUUGUUAAGAUAAUGUUUGAAUCUAGAAAUUAAUCUUUUAUGACGUAAUGAAAAUGUGCCAUUACU